AUGCUGUCACGUCGUAUAUUUCGGCAGCUCACAGAUAGCUUGCUACUGGAGUCUUCCCAUCAUCCAGUAGCGCCAGCGUGUUUUGCCUUGAGACACGCGACUCGUGACUCUCACCAAUCCAGUCACAGGCUCUCAGAUCGGCGUGCAUCCUCAUCUUCAACAAGAUGGAAGUCACGCCAAGGCAGGGACUUCUUCGCCAAAGAAGCCAAAGUGCAAGGCUUGAAGAGUCGCGCUGCAUUCAAGCUGCUUGAACUUAACACCAAGCACAAGCUUUUCCAACCCGGGCAGACUGUCGUCGAUCUCGGUUUUGCACCAGGAUCAUGGUCCCAGGUUGCUGCAGAUCGUACUGCUCCAGAGGGUCGUGUCAUAGGUAUUGACUUGAUACCCGCACAACCCCCGCGAGGCGUCUCCACCAUACAAGGCGACUUCCUGUCACCUGUAAUCCAAGACGAAGUUCGAGCCUAUGUGCGAGAUCCAGACCUGGGCAGACCCAGAAGACAGGUUUCUGGGAAAGCGAGCGAGGGACUUACCGAAGAAGAGCUGGACGACAUGGAACGAGGAUACAUCGAUAUCGAACGACAUGCCCAUCUGGAGGGCGCAGAACUCGAACCAAUUGGACGACCAGCAAAGACAAGUGACAGCGGACAAGAUGCUCCGACGAGGCUCUCGUUGAAGGAGAGGGAUACGCAGCAGGGCAGAGCAGUAGACGUGGUGCUCAGCGACAUGUCAGAACCCUGGGACCAAACGGCCGGCUUCUACAAGAAGAGCCUUAGUGACCCAUAUUUUAGGAUGAUGAACACCAGCGGAAAUGCUUUCAGAGACCACGCCGGCAGCAUGGACUUGUGCAUGGCCGCCCUGACAUUCGCUUUCGAUACGCUCAAGACUGGCGGCCACUUCCUCUGCAAGUACUACAAAGGAUCGGAGGAAAAGACAUUCGAGACAAAGCUGAAGCGUCUCUUCGCCAAGGUGUACAGGGAGAAGCCGGAAUCCUCUCGCGCUGAAUCUAAAGAGGCGUACUUUGUGGCACUGCGCCGCAAAGAGACACCGACGAAGGAGGAGGUCUUUGGAGAAUAA
This is a messenger RNA of Alternaria triticimaculans, 1074 nucleotides long. RefSeq lists its product as uncharacterized. NCBI's taxonomy places the organism in Eukaryota, Fungi, Ascomycota, Dothideomycetes, Pleosporales, Pleosporaceae. The record is from RefSeq and is a predicted model, not a curated record. Gene Ontology annotation, molecular function: rRNA (uridine-2'-O-ribose)-methyltransferase activity. Bases 1 to 1074 code for a protein of 357 amino acids. Gene Ontology annotation, biological process: RNA methylation. The transcript is spliced from 6 exons. Gene Ontology annotation, cellular component: mitochondrion.